Molecule: messenger RNA, 3449 nt
Organism: Bradysia coprophila
Lineage: Eukaryota; Metazoa; Arthropoda; Insecta; Diptera; Sciaridae
Gene: Uba1
Product: ubiquitin-like activating enzyme 1
Biological process (GO): protein sumoylation
Cellular component (GO): SUMO activating enzyme complex; cytoplasm
Molecular function (GO): SUMO activating enzyme activity
Source: RefSeq, a predicted model, not a curated record
GACGCUUCAUUCGAAUUGAAUUUGUGCGUGCCAUCUUCUUCAUGCUUGAAACACCGCUUCACACAAAUCGUGUUAGCGACCGCAAUAAAUUGAUAUUUUAGUGUAAAAUUUAAUAAUUUAAUCUAAUCCGAGUGCAAAUAAGUGUGUUUUAAGUGUUUGAACAUUGAAUACAAGUGAAGGAUUUUAAUUCAAAGGCUGGUUUUUGUGCCCGAUGUCUGGUGCUGAAGUCUUUGAUAGCUCCGUUGAUCCCCCAGCUGCCAAAAAGCGGAAGCUACCUUCAGUUGACGAAACUUCCUCCGCAGUAAUGGCCGCAAACAAUGGGUCGACUUCGCGCGAAUCAACCUCUGAAAUUGAUGAGAGUCUAUACUCUCGUCAACUUUAUGUUUUGGGCCAUGACGCCAUGCGUCGCAUGGCAAAUUCGGAUGUGUUAAUAUCGGGGCUCGGCGGCCUUGGUGUUGAAGUGGCAAAAAAUGUAAUUCUUGGUGGUGUCAAAUCUGUCACUUUGCAUGACAAAGCGGUUUGCACAAUUGGUGAUCUAUCGACUCAAUUUUAUUUGACUGAAGAUGAUAUUGGACAAAACCGUGCCGAGGCAUCCCGUCAGCAAUUAUCUGAAUUGAACAAUUACGUGCCUACAAAAUCGUACACUGGCGAUUUGACUGAAGAUUUUCUGAAAAAAUUUCGUGUUGUCGUUUUGACCACAUCAACAGCAUCCGAACAACAAAGAAUCGCUAAAAUCACUCAUCAACAUGAUAUUGCCCUCAUUAUUGCCGAUACGAGAGGCCUAUUCGCUCAAGUAUUUUGUGAUUUCGGUGAAAAUUUCGUUGUUUACGAUACCAAUGGAAAUAAUCCAAUUUCAACUAUGGUGGCUGGAAUCACUAAAGAUGUUGAAAGCAUUGUUACUUGUCUGGAUGAAACCAGACACGGGCUCGAAGAUGGAGAUCAUGUUACAUUUACCGAGGUUGAAGGCAUGACUGAAUUGAAUGGCAUUAGUCCAAUCCCAAUCAAAGUCCUUGGACCGUACACAUUCAGCAUUGGUGACACAACCAAAUUUAGCGAGUACAUUCGCGGUGGCAUCGCAAAGCAAGUGAAAAUGCCAAAAACCGUGAAAUUUUCGUCCCUUGAAGAAAGUCACGCCAAUCCAGCGUUCAUCUACUCCGAUUUUGGCAAAUUCGAUCGACCAGAAAAAAUUCAUCUUGCAUUUGAUGUUUUGCACGAAUUCAUCGAACAAAAUGGUCGUACACCGAAUCCAUGGAGCGACGAUGAUUCAAAGGCAUUUAUCAACAUGGCCAACGCUCGUAAUUUGGAGAGUCCAAUCGAUGAACCGCUGCUAACAACCUUUGCAAAGAUUUCGGCUGGUGAAUUGUCGCCCAUGGUCGGAACAGUUGGUGGAAUCGUCGCACAGGAAGUCAUGAAGGCUUGUUCGGGCAAAUUUAUGCCCAUACAGCAGUAUUUCUACUUCGAUGCGAUUGAAUGCUUGCCGGAACAAGAUUUAACUGAGGAGGAAUGUAAGCCGAUUGGCAGCCGCUAUGACAAACAAAUCGCAGUCUUCGGAUCCAAAUUCCAGGAGACUCUUGGUGACUUAAAUUACUUCAUCGUCGGAGCUGGAGCUAUUGGAUGUGAAUACUUGAAGAAUUUCGCAAUGAUGGGCAUCGGCAGUGGCAAGGGAACCAUUUAUAUCACCGACAUGGACAUAAUUGAAAAGUCCAAUCUGAACCGACAGUUUUUGUUCCGUCCCAAUGACGUACAGAAGCCGAAAUCACACACUGCAGCCGCAGCUAUAAAGAAAAUGAACAAAACCAUCAACAUUGUCGCUCACGAAAAUCGCGUUGGAUCCGAAUCGGAGAAAAUCUACGACGACAAAUUUUUCGAAGCUUUGGAUGGUGUGGCUAACGCACUUGACAAUGUUGAGGCACGAAUUUACAUGGAUCGGCGUUGCAUUUAUUACAGAAAAAUGCUGAUUGAUGCUGGCACUCUAGGAACAAUGGGUAGUACACAGGUUGUCGUACCAUUUUUAACCGAAUCGUACAGUUCAUCCCAAGAUCCACCAGAGAAAAGUAUUCCCAUUUGCACUUUGAAGAAUUUCCCCAAUGCAAUCGAGCACACAUUACAAUGGGCCAGAGAUAAUUUUGAAGGCGUCUUUAAACAAUCAGCUGAAAAUGCGUCACAAUACUUAAGCGACUCGAAUUUCGUCGAUAGAGUCUUGAAAAUGCCAGGCGUUCAACCGUUGGAGAUCUUGGAGUCAGUAAGAGCCGCAUUGAUCGCCGACAAACCGGAAAAUUUUGCUGACUGUGUUAAAUGGGCCAGAUUGCACUGGCAAGAUCAGUUCUCGAAUCAAAUUCGUCAACUGUUAUUCAACUUUCCUCCAGACCAAACCACCUCCAGUGGCCAACCAUUUUGGUCGGGUCCAAAACGUUGUCCAACUCCACUUACCUUCGACAUUAACGAUCCGAUGCAUUUAGAUUACGUUUAUGCAGCUGCCAACUUAAAGGCUGAGGUCUACGGAUUGCCACACAUUCGUGAUAAGAAUGUUAUUGCCGAAAUGGUAGCUCAAGUGCAGGUGCCCGUUUUCAAUCCCAGAUCCGGUGUUAGAAUUGCCGAAAGCGAUGCUGCCUUGCAAGCCGAUCAAAAUGGUGAAAGUAUUGACCAAGAUCGUGUGCAAACCAUCAUCAAUGAACUGAUAAAUUUGGGACCACUAAACUUCAAAGUUACACCAAUCGAAUUCGAAAAGGAUGACGACACAAAUUUCCAUAUGGACUACAUUGUCGCUUGUUCCAAUCUCCGUGCUACCAACUAUAAAAUUCAAACAGCCGACCGACAUACGUCGAAAUUGAUUGCCGGCAAAAUUAUUCCGGCUAUUGCAACAUCGACAACCGUUGUGUCGGGCUUGGCAGCAUUGGAGCUGUACAAAAUAGCUCAAGGUUACAAAACGUUGGACCGCUUCAAAAAUGGAUUUUUCAACUUGGCUAUACCGUUGUUCGCCUUCUCCGAACCGAUAAAGGCCGCCACACAGAAGUACUACGACAUCGAAUGGACUCUGUGGGACCGAUUCGAAGUAAAAGGCGAACUGACUCUUCGCGAAUUCUUGGACCAUUUCAAGAACGAACACAAAUUAGAGAUUACGAUGCUGUCCCAAGGUGUAUCCAUGCUGUACUCAUUCUUUAUGCAGAAGGCCAAGCUUGAAGAGCGCUUAAAGCUGCCGAUGUCGGAGGUGGUCAAAAAAGUAUCGAAAAAACGUAUUGAACCUCAUGUUACUGCGCUCGUUUUUGAAGUCUGUUGUAAUGAUGAAGAGGGUGAAGAUGUUGAGGUUCCGUACGUCCGGUACACACUAUAAAUACAAUUUAAAAAUGAUGAUGAUAAUAAUUGAUAAUAUUUUAGUUUGUUAGCACCGCCCCCUCUCCUUAUAUCGAUAUAUCAAAAUCAAUUCGUAAAAGAAAAUUUAACAAAAAAAA